AUGGUUUCGGUUUUUAUGCAGUUGACACCUUCACUGCAUCUGCCUCUGCAUGCAUGUGUGCGUGCGUGCGUGCUGGUGAGUGUAAAGUCUUUGCUCUUCCCUCUACCCCCUCCAAGUAGCUUUUCGCGAGAUGAAAUGUUGCGGGUAACGGUGGGGAAGAGCAGUGAAACUGUCAUUGGCUUUCAUGCAUGCAUGUGUGCACUGAACGCGUCCACUUGUCUGUUCAGCGUCGUGGUGACUUCCCUCCUGUCGUGUGUGUCUCUUUAUUUCCGUGUGGAACUCUCAGGUGGGUGCUUCAUGCGCCGUGCCAGAAAGGACGAUGUUGACAAGUCUGCCCUCCUCCCCGCCACCAGGUGGAACAGGCAGCGGCAGCAGCGACACCUCCGGGCGUUUGCCGCAGUGAUCCUGCUGGUGUGUUUUGUUGCCUUCGCCCACAACAAAUUGGCGGCCCCGCGAGAGAGUCUUGCGCCUCCCGGGCAGGACACCUCGACGGUAUUACAACCGACGGCCGCACAUCCGCACGCUGCGGAGAAGGAACCUGACAUUCUCCCCUACUGGCAGGACGCGUUUGACGCGCAAGUGAGGAACGAGUCCCCUAGUGCCACAUGGGGCUGCGACUGGCUCGUGGCGCCUGUGGGGAAGACACUGCGGCUGGCCCCGAUGUGUGCCGUGGACGGCAGUAGCAACAGUAGCCACGGCAGGGGGCCUUUCAAGCCUCCCUGUCCCAGUGAAGCGUUGAGCUCCGGAAGUUUGGCGAUGCACGGAGGAGCUACGCGCGCGAACUGUGUCAAAAGGGGCUUUCAGCGCAAGUGCUACGUCGAGAACCUAAUCCUGCACCAGGGAAAACUAUUCACUUUCAAGGCUGGGCGGGGAGCACUGCCGUCUGUGAUUUUCCUCGCUGACGGGGUGCGGGAGUGGCUGGGGAAGCAUCAUCAGUACUAUGGAACUCCAGUGCGGGAGGUCCCGACAGCGACCGAGACGGAGCCCACAAUCUUGUCUCACUGCACGUUUUUGGUCACAGCGCCGGUGGUGUUUAUCUUCCGCAUGAGUGGUCACUCAACGUAUCAUUUGUGGUGGAACAACCUCGGGCCAUUCUUUGACACACUGCAUGAUGACUUUGGGAGACACGGUGGACGAGGAGCAGCGGGGGUCCUUGGCGGAGAAUCCCCCGUGAUCAUCACCGUUGACCAUAAGCCGCACACGGGGCCCAAGGCUCCCCACUUGCUAGAUGAGCUCUUGCACUACUUCACUACCGUACCGAUACUUUACGCCUCUGAAUUCACGGCGCCAACGUGUUUUACAAGAGUUAUUUUGGGCACUAGUGCGAGCGGCUUUAAUCAGGCGGCGCUUCGGCAUUGGUUGCUGCCGCGUAUUGCGCUACGGCACCGCCUCGCUCAAUUUUUUGUGGCACGGAAGGAGCGAGUGGCUGUUACUGUCUCCAGCGCCCGUGCGACGACGCUGCGGUGCCUGAUCCCACACUAUGAUGGGCGCUUGCCCACAGUUUUUAAUCAAUGGCUUGCAUGGAAACUGCAGCGCUCGCGGUGGCUACCGCAACAGCCGAGGGUGGUGUACUUGAGUCGCAAUCACCCCAACAUCACGCGUGGACGCAAGGUGGUGAAUGAGGCCGAGGUGCUUCCUGCCCUUGAGGCAGCAGUGCUUGCCGCGACAGGUCGUCCCCUUCGACGGGUCUUCUUUGAGGAAAUGGCAUACGUGGAUCAGAUCACCGCAAUGGCGGAGACCAACAUCCUCAUCGCACCGCAUGGUGGGGGAAUUGCCAAUUGUGUCUGGAUGCCGCCGGGCUCCGUUGUGGUGGAGUUCGUCCCCCCCGCCGGGGCGACGCUGCCGGAGAUGUACCGUAAGAUGUGCCGCACUGCGGCGGGCAACGGCGUGCCGCCAAUUGAACACAUCUCAUUUGUCGCCGGGCAGGACCCGGCGGAGUUGGUUUCCGGAUUUGCGGUGGCCAACCGAGCCUGGAAAAAAAACAAGCGUCUCUUCAGCAACAUUUGGAUGCCGAAGCAAAGACUCCUUGAGCAUUUCUCCAGGGCCCUCGAGAUGUACCGUCGGACGCGGGAGAGUACAAGAUGGCAGGAGCCUUGA
Messenger RNA from Trypanosoma rangeli, 2097 nucleotides. RefSeq names its product glycosyltransferase. The transcript has a single exon. Lineage: Eukaryota; Euglenozoa; Kinetoplastea; Trypanosomatida; Trypanosomatidae. Bases 1 to 2097 code for a protein of 698 amino acids. The record is from RefSeq and is a predicted model, not a curated record. Gene Ontology annotation, molecular function: glycosyltransferase activity.